Messenger RNA from Naegleria fowleri, 1344 nucleotides. RefSeq lists its product as uncharacterized. NCBI's taxonomy places the organism in Eukaryota, Heterolobosea, Eutetramitea, Acrasida, Naegleriidae. Gene Ontology annotation, biological process: regulation of miRNA-mediated gene silencing. The transcript is spliced from 5 exons. The coding region runs from base 1 to 1344 and encodes 447 amino acids. The record is from RefSeq and is a predicted model, not a curated record.
AUGAUCCAACAAGAAGAAAAACAUUGGCCAAUCGGAAAUCGAAUGAAUUCCCAAAAGGAUGAUCUUUCAUCCUCCUCCUCCUCCGAACGAGAACCACACCAACAACAACUCACAAAUGAAACACUCCUUUCUUCAUACAAACACAACGGAUUUACAAGAAGAAGACAUUUAUUGUUUAAAGUAGAAGGCUUUGAUCCGCAACAUUUUAAUGGAAAUGCAAAAUUGAAAGAAGCAUUAGAAAAUCAAUUCAAAAUUAAUAUUUGUCGAUUGAAAAUAGCGUUUCGCCAUAACAAACCAUUGAAUUUUGCUGCAGUAGAAUUGGAAGAGGAGAUUCGAUCGAAAGAUGAUCCUACCACGCGAAGCACCGAAUGUUAUGUUCGACAAUGUAUGCAAAAAUUGGAUGGAAAAUUGUUGAGUGGUCAUGUUCUGCAUUGUGAUUUGUUGACCGAUCAUGAAUUGACCUAUUUCAUGAAAAAGAAAAAAGAUACAAGCUCCCUUUCAUCCGUUGAUCAUGAUUCAGCCGAAUCAUUGGAACAUGUAUUUAUUGUUGAUUUUGAGAUGGCAGUGUUGGGAAAGUAUCACAACAUUCCAUGUGAAAUCGCCAUUGCAAAAUUUUGUUUACGAAAACUCAAAAUUGUCGAUCAUUUUCAUUCAUUUAUAUGUCCGACUUAUAUUCCCAAGUGUGACUUUCAAACCAUUGUUUAUACUUCUCAAAAUAUUCAUGGAAUUCCCUUGCAUGAUCCUUCCUAUCAGGAGCUUGAUAUAUUUGAUGACCUUUCUAAAAAUUAUGAUCUUUUACUUGAAAGAAUUUUCAAAUUCUUGGGAUUGCAUGACAUUAAGGAUUUUGUCACAAGUUAUGAGAAGGGGAAUGUUUAUUUUGAACCGAACCAGCCCACCAGCUCCGUCAGCGUCAACAGGGACUCUUCUGUGAAAGUUCUUUCAUCCAGAAAACUAAAUGAUUUAUUGAGACAGCUUUGUAGUAACGCUUGUGACAAGAAGUGUCAUUUCCAUGCACAAACUCUCAAAAUCUUUCACUGUGCUCUCUCUGAUGUAUUUGGAAUUGCUCAUGCUCUAUCUUGUACCAUCGCUUCUCAAUACAAGAACAUUCAAGUCACAAACGAAACAGAUGUGAAAACAACUGUUGAUAUCAAACAACAAGGAAGAGAACAAGAUGAACUUUCGAGCCAGAAUAGUUUUCCAAACGAAGGUGAGAAGAAUGACAUUUCAGAAAUGAAAAAAUGCACUGUUGCACCCACAAUGAUGGAAAGCAUUGAUCCAAAACUGUAUCAACAAAUUGAGGAAGAAUGGACAUGUGGAGAAACGAUCGAGUAUUUCUACAACUAA